Bombyx mandarina (wild silkworm) is the source of this 3467-nucleotide messenger RNA. RefSeq names its product acetyl coenzyme A synthase (gene AcCoAS). Lineage: Eukaryota; Metazoa; Arthropoda; Insecta; Lepidoptera; Bombycidae. Gene Ontology annotation, molecular function: AMP binding; acetyl-CoA synthetase activity. The record is from RefSeq and is a predicted model, not a curated record.
CACUCACUGCCACAGCCGUCAGUUAGCCGGCUUUAUCGCUCAGUUAGCGCGCGUGAAUCGUCGAGUUAGCACUAUUCGUUAAAAAUCAGCGUUCGCGAUGUCGUCGCGCAUGUACAAGCCCACUGAUCAUGUCAUCAAGAAAUCGUAUUUACCAUCGAUCCAAAAAUACAAAGAAAUGUAUGAAAGAUCACUCACUGAAUCGGAACUGUUCUGGACCGAGGUCGCCCAAGAAUUUCAGUGGCAUGUAGCACCGAAGCCGGGUGGCUUCAUGAAAUACAACUUUGACAUUACCAAAGGAAGGGUCUUUGUAAAAUUUAUGGAGGAAGCCGAGCUGAAUGUGUGUUACAAUUUGCUCGAUCGCAAUGUCAAGAAUGGUUUCGGGGAUAAAAUUGCCUUUUUCUGGGAAGGGAACAGUCCGGAUGAUUAUACGCGCAUUACAUACCGGAAACUGCUGGACUUGGUGUGCCAGUUUGCCAAUGGUUUGCUGGCCAAAGGAAUCCGUAAAGGAGAUCGCGUUGCAGUCUACAUGCCCAUGAUCUUGGAGGCAGUAAUCUGCAUGUUAGCCUGCGCUAGAAUUGGUGCUGUACACACAGUCGUGUUCGCAGGAUUUUCAUCGGACGCUUUAGCGGAGCGCCUUUCCGACGCUAAAGCUAAACUUUUGGUCACCGCUGACGGUGCUUGGCGCGGCGAACGCAUGUACGUGUACAAGAGAACCUGCGACGAUGCCAUAGAGAAGGCUAGAACAUUCUUCAAGCACAGAGUGGAUAUGUGUAUGGUCGUAAACCACCUCGAUAGAGUUACACCUGGUGGUAGUUUGAAAAGCGAAAUCAAAGAUCUCUAUAAUUGGAAUGAGGAGACAGAUAUCUGGUGGCACGAAGUGUUAGAGGGGGAAUCUAACAUUUGCCCUCCGGAAUGGGUUGCCGCCGAGGAUCCAUUGUUCGUGCUCUACACAAGCGGUUCCACUGGUAAGCCGAAAGGGGUUGUGCACACUACCGCCGGGUACCUGAUGUACGCAGCCGCCACGUUCCGUUACGUGUUCGACUACCACAGGCGCGAUGUGUAUUGGUGCACCGCUGACGUCGGCUGGAUCACCGGACACACAUACGUUGUGUACGCGCCGCUGGCCAACGCUGCCACCUCGGUUAUGUUCGAGGGGACUCCCUACUUUCCGAAGGUCGAUCGUUACUGGAGUAUUAUCAACAAGUACAAAGUGACGCAGUUUUAUACUGCGCCCACUGCAAUCCGGGCUCUCAUGGCCCAUUACAACGUGGAAGAUGGCAAUCUGACCAUGCCGGAUUUGUCGAGUCUCCGUGUGUUGGGAAGUGUGGGUGAGCCUAUAAAUCCGGCGGCCUGGCUGUGGUACUACACCAGGAUUGGGAAAGAGCGCUGUUCUAUCGUGGACACCUUCUGGCAGACAGAGACCGGGGGCCACGUGAUCACCGGACUGCCUGGCGCCACUCCCAUGAAGCCUGGUGCAGCAGGCUUCCCGUUCUUCGGUGUUGAACCGAAAAUCUUGAAUGAAGAUGGUAUCGAAAUAGAGGGACCCGGAGAAGGCUAUCUAGUGUUCGCACGUCCAUGGCCCGGCAUGAUGAGGACUCUGCUUGAGGACCAGGAUCGCUUUGAAAGGGUCUAUUUCAGCAAGUUUCCUGGUUACUACUGCACCGGAGAUGGCGUGAGGCGCGACGAAGAUGGAUACUUGUGGAUCACAGGCCGUAUUGAUGAUAUGCUUAACGUGUCUGGACAUCUCAUGUCUACUGCUGAAGUAGAGGGCGUUCUCGCCUCAGACCCCAGGGUCUCCGAAGCAGCAGUAGUGCCAAAACCCCACGAAGUUAAGGGCGAAGCACUGUAUUGUUUCGUUGUACUCAAAGAGGGGUUGCAAUUCGACGCUGAUUUGGUUAAAACAUUGACCUUGCUGGUGAGGCAGAAGAUUGGAGCAUUUGCCGCUCCUGACACCAUCCAGAACGCUCCGGGCUUGCCUAAGACUCGUUCUGGAAAGAUUAUGCGCCGCAUUUUAAGGAAGAUUGCCGUGGGUGACCACGAGGUGGGCGACAUUUCUACCCUGGCCGACCCCGGUGUCGUUGAAGAACUCUUCAACAACAGACCUGCUGAAGCGAAACCAAAAACUGGCUAGGCGGGCUCGUGACGAGAGCCGUUUUUUGUUCCUGAUAACGUUUGAGGCAUUUAUUUAUUUUUACAUGACUAUAGUUUUUUUUUCCAUUUCCAGUAUCCGUCCGCGGUAUACCAAAUCAGAUAUUUGUCGAGUACUUCCAAAUAUUUUUAUUGUAUUGUCUGACGUUGAUAUGGAUAAUGUAACAGGUCCCCUACGAACAUGAUCUAUUUUUUUUUGUAUUUUUUUGCUUCCAAAUGUACUUUUUAUUAUGGAUAAAAAGAUCCUCGUAGAUCGUUUGGUAAAAAUUCUUAUUCAAGAAUUUCGUGCUGUGUUAUUUGAUAGUGAUCACUAUUCGAUGGUGCAGGUAAAGUUCGUAAAAGCGAAAAAAAAAGAACGAUCAUUUGAUGAUGUCUAUUUUAUUUAUUGAGCACUUGGUGUUUUAAUUUUAAUGUAUUUAUCGAUAACCAUUCCAUAAAAAAGAAAUAUUACGGAUUAUAUAUAUUAAUAACAGUGUUUUGUGUACACUUUUUUUUUUAUAAUAAGAAACUCCGCAUGUAUUUUGAUACGCCAUUUAAACAGAGCAUCACGACUAAGUUAAUGUUUAUUUUAGUUAUUUAAGAAACGCGAAAGCCUAAUAAUUUUCUGGAACAGGUAUUUUUGAAUCUCAAGCGUAUAAACGUUAUGUCGUAAGUUAUGUAUUGGCUACACCGGGCACUCUGGUGUAACCAAAUAUUAGAAAUUAUAAUAUAUUAUGUAGAACUAAACCCUGAGCGUGGUAGUCGCACAAAAUCUCUCUUUAGAAUUAUUAUUAUAAAUGUGUUGUACUACGUUUUGACACGGCAUUGUGUAUUAGAUCGUGUCGCACUUCACCAUACUCUAUAUAAACGUGUGGGUUAUUAAAAUAUUAAGAUAAUGAGUCUCUUGACGUUUGCUUAACAUUUAAUUUAAGCAUCAUUGUAGUUGCUACUAUGAGCAGGUACGCAUUUGACUUGUAAUCACAGUAUGGUACAGCCAAGUAUUAAUAUGAGCUUACUGUAACAUGUUCCACGUUAUAACGUGUAUAAUUAAUCCAUUUUAAUAUAAUACCCACCUAUGGACAUGAUAGUUUGAAUCUUCGUAUUCAAUAUUUUGUCGUUUAUGUCAUUCUAAUAUGUAUUAUCAUAAUCAUGUUCACGUGUUUAAUAUGUUUCAACGUAUUCAUUCGUGGUAGGCUUCAGGAAGCAAAACUGUACGAAUAUACCUUAACAUCGCGAUAUUCGAUUUUGUGAGGAACAAUGUUCUUGUGAUUGUACGUCUUAAAACAUAUCAAAUCGUGAUAUCAUCUGAUGAUAUUAAAUAAAUUGGUGGUCGUAAAAUA